AUGUCAGCCACGCACUCCUCGAGGGCCUCCGGAUCCGCCUGGACCAAUACCAGAUCCGUCGCGGGAUCUGCGCCCUCCUACGACGAGCUCUUCGGGUUCGCCCCGCCACAGCCGCCCAAGGCCGUGCCGUCGCUCGAUAACAUCUUCGACUCGUUCAAGGACCCCGCCGCUUCCACCGCGUCGCCACCGCCGAAGCCAAAGCACUCGUCCAUGCCGGUGUUCGACAAGCCGAUCUACGACAACGACAUCCUCAGCCUAGACGGCAACGACACACGCAUGGGCCUCAUGCCGGACGGCGCUAUGGAUGCACUCUCCGUUGUGGUGUCUGGAUGCUGA
This is a messenger RNA of Miscanthus lutarioriparius, 336 nucleotides long. The record is from the annotation of a GenBank genome assembly. Lineage: Eukaryota; Viridiplantae; Streptophyta; Magnoliopsida; Poales; Poaceae.